UACAGGAAUGAUUAGGCUACGUUUAUAAAUGCAUGUAUAUAAACCGAAUUCCAUGAUACUUAGAGGACUAGUUCCUGAAUCGCAGAGGUCUUCACAAGGGGUAACCGUUGCUGCUUACUGAGAACUUCACCACAAUAAAGAUAUACAAAUCAAGGAUAAUGAUUCAGACGGUUUCAGCAUGGACUUGGGUGGUGACCCUGUCAGCACUAUUCGGAUUCCGAACAGUCCACGGGUUUCAGAUGACAGACAUGCGCACACAAGUUCAACAGACUGACAAUCUCCAGCAAUCGACCAUGACACCCGCAUACGCCCUAGUCAACGAGGUUGUGCGGUUAUUAGACACCAACAACGAUGGUGAGGUCGCUUUGUCCGAAUUUGGUGCUCGUCUCGAUACCCGAUUCCGGUCUGAUUCAGUGAUAAAAGGCUAUCUGCUGACGGUGGCCAGUAUAAUCGAUGUGGACGAAAAUGGACAGAUUAACAGAAACGAAUUACAUCGAGCCAUUUCAAAGCUGAUGAGCCUGGCUGGAUUACAACAGAUUGGUAGAGGGUUUGAGAUUCUUUAUUCCUUUCACGGGUUUAGGAAUACGGCCGCUUUGAUCGAAUACAUUGCGCUUGAUUUUGCGAACGUUCUUGACAGCGAUGAUGACGGGUUGGUAAGUGUAGAUGAGAUUCGCGCUCUGGUAAGCAGGCCUAAAACUCUGGGAUUCGACGAGGGAUUCGGCGAAAUCGCCACAAACUCGGACACGAACAGGGACGGCUACCUAAACCUUACAGAGGCACGACAAUUUCUCUACACGUUGGCCAGUGAUAACCUCUGGAUACUCAGGCAUAUCUAUGUCUACUUCCGGGUCAGCAACUUGGCGGGAAAAUUGGCGGCCGAUGCUUGGUCCUAUACAGGCCAUUGAUUCGCGAGUGGCGAGAAACACGCAAGCACAUUACCAGUUAUAGGCCGUCAGGCAUACAGAUGUGUGGUGUUCGCCUGAUUCGAUUAUUGGAAAUAAACUAAAAAGAAGACUACAGUUCCAUUAUUAACUUGUGCAAGUCGUUAUCAACAUUUCCAAAUUCGAUUAUGGUGACCAGUAUGUAUUCAGUAUAGAACAUGUGACUGAUAGAGAAUAAAUGUGUUGCACAUUC
Molecule: messenger RNA, 1134 nt
Organism: Liolophura sinensis
Lineage: Eukaryota; Metazoa; Mollusca; Polyplacophora; Chitonida; Chitonidae
Exons: 6
Coding region: 159-905 (248 amino acids)
Molecular function (GO): calcium ion binding
Source: RefSeq, a predicted model, not a curated record